GAGCACUUGUUUCAGCUAUGCAGUAUGGCAGUAUAUGACAUGUUCGUACCAUACGUUAAUUAAAACUGGUUUAGCGCGUCAUAUGGCAUACUGCCCAGAACUGUUCCUAUUAACAUUAUCCAAGAGUGCAUCUUUAAGCUGCAAGGACUUUGAACCUGCUGUGCUUUUAUCAGAUAUGACAGAUGUGUUAUCAAUACACCACAGGAGUUCAGGAAUACACUGGCUUCAGUACAACACUACACAGCCAUGUCAGUUCACUGCACACACACACACACACACACACACACACACACACACACACACACACACACACACACACAACUCCUGCAAUGUUAGCCUAAAGCUUUUAUUCACUGUAAACCUGGCAACUCUUAUUCACCUUAAUCUAAUCAUGGUCACAUAAAUAUUGUGACACUUCCCCAAUUUGAAAAUGAACACCUAAUACGCCGCUUUGUUUGAACCACAGCCAAUCUAAAUCUAUACAAGUGUAACGCUAGCUAAAAUAAGCCAUAUAAGCUUUUAAAAACAUGAAAAACACUCAUUAUCCACGCAGCGUAAAAGCCCUAAUGUUAAAGACCUCCUCCAGACGUGUAUUAAGACAUAAGUAUAAUUUCCAUAUUAAAAUCUUUUAAAGGGUUACUACUCAUUAAAAGCUGCAGGAUCUAUAUACAAAGUUUCCCUGCUGGACACAGGACGUCUCCUCCUCCGUUAUAAAGUCCAUUCUCAGUUUAUGUGCACUGGGCCAAACUAUUUAUGAUGUCACAAAUCAUGCUGGUAGGCCCCGCCCCUUAAAAUCUGAUUUUUAAUGAGCACAGAGGAACUUUCAUCUUCCAGUAAAUGAAAGUGAAACAUCCUGAUAGUGUCCACCUCUGCACAUACACUGUUGUGCACAGUGACGCUCAAACAUCCAACUACAGGAGCAAGAAGAAAAUCAUAUUUCUGAGUGGAGAGGCCCUUUAAUGUGUUAGCUAAUGCUAGCUAGCCUCAGGUUCAUCUCCAGUCACCCUGGCAACCACAAGAAACAAGCAACCUUUACUGCCUCGACUUAAAAAGAAGUACAUGUUCGGCUGAAUCUCAAGGAGUGUGCGCGGAAGAAAACGGUAACAUGAAAUGGAGAUCACUCGGACCAGACCGUCCUUGUAUGGAGAAAUCGCUCAUGGUCUUGGAUUCUGGACCGACCGGUCAGCAGUGCACGAGGCCGCCGCACAGGGCAGGGCCCUACAGCUGCAGAAGUUGAUCGAGGCAGGGGCCGCAGUUAACAUCGUGGCAGUCGACUCCAUCACCCCCCUGCAUGAGGCAUGUAUACAGGGGCAGACCCAGUGUGUCAGACUGCUGCUGAACGCUGGGGCGCAGGUGGACGCUCGUAACAUAGAUGGCAGCACACCGCUGUGUGACGCCUGUGCCGCUGGUAGCCUGGAAUGUGUGAAGCUGCUCCUGGAGUAUGGAGCAACAGUUAAUCCUCCGCUGUUUACCUUCUCACCUCUACAUGAGGCUUGCAUGGGAGGUAAUUCAGAUUGUGUUCAGCUCAUGAUUGAUCAAGGAGCUUUCAUGGAGGCCCAUGACUGCCACUACGGUACACCGCUUCACGUAGCCUGCGCAAGGCAGCAUUAUGACUGCGCCAAAGUUCUCCUCAAUGCAGGGGCAAAUGUAAAUGCUGCCAAGCUACAUGAGACAGCCCUUCAUCAUGCAGCCAAAACAAAAAAUGUUGGCUUGAUUGAGCUACUUGUGGAGUUUGGGGGGAAAGUGUACUCAAGAGAUAACCUGAACAAGAAACCCAUCCACUACACCAGUCUUGGAUCUCCCUCUUAUCUCUGCCUUGAGUUCUAUGAGAAUACCCCCCUCAGUCUACAGCAGAUCAGCAGAGUCGCUCUGAGAGCGGCUCUCGGCAUGAGAGCACGUGAAGUUGUGUCCCAGCUAGGCUUGCCCAAACGCAUUAUAAGUUUUCUUUUUUACACGCCACCUCAAGUUAUUGAAAUUUAAUUAACUUUGGGAAACUGAAGAUGCAGCUCUUAGAAGUCUAAUUCUAGACCAGCGAUGUCUGCUUGCUCUCUGCUGGUGUGCUCAACAGGAUGUUGAAGGUGGCAGAAAUGCAUCACAGAUGUAAUAGCUUAACAAUGCCAGACUAAUUGGCUGCACAGAGAUUUCAUAACUUCAAGGACCAGUGGGUAGGAUUUAGUGGUGUGACGUGAACCAGCUAAAUACUGCUCACCUUCUAAGAAUGAAGGAGAAACUAUGGUGGCCGUGAAACCUGUGAAAGCCCUAUCUAGAGACAGCUUUUGGUUUGUUUGUUCUGGGCUACUGUAGAAACAUGGCGGCUCAACAUGGCGGACUCUGUAGAAGAGGACCCUACAGAGGGACCUGUAGAUUAAAAACAACUAUUUUUAUUUCAGGUGAUAAUGAACACUAAUUAAAUCUUCCUUUGAAUCCAUUUCUGCUAUGUUACACACUGGACCUUUUUAAAUAGACUCUUUACCCCUCCAAAUUAAAAUGGGAUAAAUUGCAUUUACUAGUCUGGUACAUCAGCUCUGCUGCUUCAUGGUCUGGAGGUAGUGCACAGCUGGUUUUUCCUUUUUGUCUUUAACUUGUUUGCAAGAAACAAGGCUGCUCAUGGAGGUUAAUAGAGGUGAGACUCAAGCAUACAGUUCAUGUGAAGGCCAAAAUAAUAAGUAUUAAAGGUAUUAAAGGCCAUGCACACCCAUGGUAAACCCACACAGGUGUAAUUAUUUUUUCUGAUCAGACCUGCUUUCAGGACUGAAUGGGCACGUACAGACUGUCGAUCAAGCACAGGUCUUCCUGGUAGCUUUUUGAACUUGUUACAGCAGUAUUACAACCGGGAUUUAGAUGACCUCACAUAACUUCCCACAUAGCUCAGCCCACCUGCAACCCGAGCAGGGAUCACAUCAGCCUGAGCACUACACGCCCUGUGUGGGUGUGUAAGGCCGUAACAAUGAAUCCUUAGAGGGUUGGGCAACACUACCGACCAUGUCACAUAACUUGGAGACAUUUGAGUCAGUGGUAACUUGUAAAAGUAUUACUUAAUGGAGCUUGAAAUAUAUAACUAUGAACUUGGCUUGCUUGUCAUGACCAAAUAAAUGUGAAUGUAAGUGUGAUUUUAUCAAAGAUGCUGUACUACCUUAUUGAACCCAGAGGGAACAUGAAGUAGUUUGAUUACUAGGAUAAUAUCACUGUUUGUGUUUGUAUAUAUUCUGUAACUAUUUAUUUUUAAUGUAAAUUUGUAAAUAAUACAGAUGGUUCUACCUCUAUUCAUUUUAUGUAAAUAAAUAGACCACUACCAGACACUUUUUAAAAACAA
Messenger RNA from Dicentrarchus labrax (European seabass), 3313 nucleotides. RefSeq names its product ankyrin repeat and SOCS box containing 13b (gene asb13b). Gene Ontology annotation, biological process: protein ubiquitination; positive regulation of protein catabolic process. Bases 1111 to 1980 code for a protein of 289 amino acids. The record is from RefSeq and is a predicted model, not a curated record. The transcript has 7 exons. Gene Ontology annotation, molecular function: protein binding. Lineage: Eukaryota; Metazoa; Chordata; Actinopteri; Moronidae.